GUAGGGUUUCUUGGCCGCGCGUCCACGUCACAUCGCUGUAUUUCAUUCAGACGAUUCACGGGUGAGAAGGUGACGAAGUCCGCAGUGACGAAGCCCACAGUGACGAGAGGUGAAUUUGGUAAUCAAGGGGCCGACAGGCCCCUCCUCCCAGCUCGGAGAAGUAUAAAUAUAUUAACGGGAUGGUUUUAAGCGAGUGGACAUCUAGCCUUGCUCGAAGGAGUGCUCACAGUGCGAAAUUCGCUUGAAACAUUACGUUGAAUGCCAUGGACAGGGUUACAGCUGUGAGCUACUGUUUAGGACUCCUGAGUUUGUUUCUACUGCUCAAUGUAGACGGGAGGAGCAUAUUCAAUCCAGGAAAUCCUGCUUUUAGUCCGAAAGAAGACACAGAUUCCCAGAGCAAGAUUCUGGCUCUAUUACUGCACAAAAGCUUGGUCCCAGUGGAAAAGGAUAAUCCUCUGGGUGUCGAGCUGGCUAAUAAAUUAGCUGAGAUCGAGGAGCUGAGAGAGCUGAGGGAGGAGCUGGAGCUGGAGAGGAAGAUUACAGCUAAUAUGGUAGAAGGCAAAUCCAUAACAAGGAAACGCGGAGAACCCUGCUUCUGGAAGUACUGCGUUUGAGACGGAUGCAAGAGGAGGAUAACCACUGUGAAAUCUUGCUGCAAAGCCCAACAUAGCCUUAAAACUCAGACUAGCAGUAGUAUAAUCACACUGUAUUUAUCCCAGCAAUAUAGAGUUUAACAUAGUUGUUUCAUUAAUAAAGGUUUCGUUUCACCGUGGCUUUACAUCUAGAAUCUGUAAAUAAUCAGCUGCUCACUGGAAAUACUUGAGGGUCACAUAUGACGAAACAUUACACAUUACUUUGCAUGACACGUGUUUUUGUCGCCCUCCUGUGGUAGAAUUGGGAAUUACAUGCUUGUUUGUUUUUCACACCAUUACCUACAAGUUCUGUCGCCUCAUCACUGCUUAUAGAAAUGCCCCGCUGUUAAUUUUACUGUGUAAAUAAAAUCAUGAUGUGAAUCUGUA
Messenger RNA from Neolamprologus brichardi, 1019 nucleotides. It is a transcript of the gene uts2d, whose product is annotated as urotensin 2 domain containing. Gene Ontology annotation, biological process: blood vessel diameter maintenance; regulation of blood pressure. The record is from RefSeq and is a predicted model, not a curated record. Gene Ontology annotation, molecular function: hormone activity. NCBI's taxonomy places the organism in Eukaryota, Metazoa, Chordata, Actinopteri, Cichliformes, Cichlidae. Gene Ontology annotation, cellular component: extracellular region.